AUGCAUUUCUCAACCUUCGCUACUAUGCUCGCUGCCGUGCCCGCGGCACUUGCCUGCAAGGGCUACACCGGUGGUCUCCCUAAGCACACUGGUACCAAGACCCUCAGCGCUCCUCAGUACAUCGCCAGAGGUCAGACAUUUGACGCUGGCUGGGUCAAGUACGACCGUGGUGUGAAAUGUACCGGCCAGUCUGAAGGCGGUGAGAAGGACACUGUUUUCGUCCUCGAAGAAGGUGCCAAGCUACGCAACGUCAUCAUUGGCGCCAAUCAAAAAGAAGGUGUAUACUGCAAGGGUUCAUGCACUCUUGAAUUCGUGUGGUUUGAAGACGUUUGCGAAGACGCCAUCUCCAUCAAGGGCGGCGGCACAGCCAACAUCAUCGGAGGUGGUGCCUACAAAGCCGCCGACAAGAUCAUCCAGCACAAUGGUUGCGGUCACGUCAACAUUAUCAACUUCUACGCCAACGACUACGGCAAGGUGUACCGAUCUUGUGGUAACUGCAGUGGAAACUGCAGACGGUCUGUGCACAUGGAGGGAACUACUGCUGUCAAUGGUGGUGAGCUCAUGGGUAUCAACGUCAACUAUGGUGAUAAGGCUACGUACUCCAACAACUGUUUCCCCAAGGUUCAGUGCCAGGGCUACAAUGGUUGUGACAAGAAGAACGGUGCUUGCGAGCCUAAAAAGGUGGGAACUUGCUAA
Fusarium pseudograminearum CS3096 is the source of this 696-nucleotide messenger RNA. RefSeq lists its product as uncharacterized. Lineage: Eukaryota; Fungi; Ascomycota; Sordariomycetes; Hypocreales; Nectriaceae. Gene Ontology annotation, molecular function: pectate lyase activity. The coding region runs from base 1 to 696 and encodes 231 amino acids. The record is from RefSeq and is a predicted model, not a curated record. Gene Ontology annotation, cellular component: extracellular region. Gene Ontology annotation, biological process: pectin catabolic process. The transcript is spliced from 3 exons.